GCGCCCCGCCGCCAUGUGGCUCUCGGCCCUGCUCCUCGGCGCCUUCCUGCUCUCCGGCCCGGUGCGCGGCAGCGACGGCUCGGCUUCUACUGCUAUCACGUGCUUUACAAGAGGACUUGACCUUAGAAAGGGGACAGAAGAUGUCCUUUGCCCAGCAAACUGUCCUCUGUGGCAAUUUUAUGUCUUUGGGGAUGGAGUUUAUGCCUCUCUUUCGAGUGUCUGUGGAGCUGCCAUACACAGUGGGGUGAUUACCAACACAGGAGGAGCUGUAAGGGUACGGACUCUCCCAGGACAGGAACACUACCCUGCUGUAAAUGCUAAUGGAAUCCAGUCUCAGGUGCUCUCUAAAUGGGCUUCGUCUUUCUCAGUGACUGCAGGUACCAAGGACACAGCACUUGAAGCAGUGGGACGAUCGGUGUCAACAGCCCGUCCUUCCACAGGUAAAAGACCUAAGAAGACUCUUGAUAAAAAGGCUGGAAACAAAGACUGUAAAGCUGAUAUUGCCUUUCUCAUUGAUGGAAGCUACAACAUUGGCCAACGUAGGUUUAACUUGCAGAAAAACUUUGUUGGAAAAGUAGCUGUAAUGUUGGGAAUUGGAACAGAAGGGCCUCACGUUGGGGUCGUACAGGCCAGUGAAUAUCCAAAAAUUGAAUUCUAUCUGAAAAACUUUACUGCUACAAAAGAAGUUUUGUUUGCCAUAAAGGAAUUAGGGUUCAGAGGAGGCAAUUCCAAUACAGGCAAAGCUUUGAAGUACACAGCUCAGAAAUUCUUCUCUUUGGAAAAUGGAGCACGGAAGGGAAUUCCCAAGAUCAUUGUAGUGUUUCUGGAUGGCUGGCCCUCAGAUGAUCUAGAAGAAGCCGGCAUAAUGGCCAGAGAAUUUGGAGUCAACGUGUUCAUUGUGUCUGUAGCAAAACCCACAACAGAGGAGCUGGGAAUGGUACAAGACAUUGGCUUUGUUGACAAAGCUGUCUGUCGAAACAACGGCUUCUUCUCUUACCAAAUGCCCAGCUGGUUUGGUACUACCAAAUACGUAAAACCUCUUGUCCAAAAACUGUGCUCACACGAGCAGAUGUUGUGUAGCAAGACUUGCUACAACUCAGUGAACAUCGGUUUCCUGAUAGACGGUUCCAGCAGCAUUGGAGAGAGCAACUUCCGCCUCGUGCUUGAGUUCGUGAGCAACGUGGCAAAGGCUUUUGAGAUCUCUGACAUCGGCUCCAAGGUGGCAGCCGUGCAGUUCACCUACAGCCAGAGAACAGAGUUCGGCUUCACCGACUACGUCACCAAGGAGAAGGUGCUCUCGGCCAUCCGCAGCAUCCAGUACAUGAGCGGCGGCACCGCUACUGGCGAUGCCAUCUCCUUCACAACCAGGAAUGUGUUUGGGCCAGUGAAAGAUGGACCUAACAAGAAUUUCCUCAUUGUUCUGACUGAUGGUCAGUCUUAUGAUGAUGUUAGAGGACCUGCUGCAGCUGCACAAAAAGCAGGAAUAACAGUCUUCUCUGUUGGUGUUGCCUGGGCACCUCUGGAUGAUCUGAAAGACAUGGCUUCUGAACCAAGAGAAUCUCAUACUUUCUUCACCAGGGAGUUCACAGGAUUGGAGCAGAUGGUUCCUGAUAUUAUUAGAGGCAUCUGUAAAGACUUUUUGGACUCUAAACAAUAAAAAAUCUGCUGUUCACUAUUACUAUUUGAAACUAAAAAUCAUGACAUUGAAAUGGUCCCUCUAAAGUACCGAUGUUUUAUUCUUAUAUAUGCUAUCACAAUACAGAGGAAGAAGGGCUACUUUUUGUUUCUGUAAUCAGCCAAAGAUUCUUGUGAGCUUGUUAGAAGUUGUUCUUGAUCCUGAAGUGCAGAAUUUGGCCAACAGUUAAUACUUUCAACAAGCAUAUAGCAUCCUGACGUUCAAAGCUUUGCAUAUCGUGCCCCUAAGAACAGCAGAUACUCAGAGGAAAUAAUACAGCUCUGACACUUUUUCUGACACUUGCUGGAUACCUUCUUAGGAGUUAAAAAAAAUAUAACUUUAAAUACAAGGUACUACCUUCUAUAAGCUUUCUGUAGCUUACAAUUCUACAUAUUUUCAAAGAGUUCUCUGAUAACAGAAAGUAGUUUCAGCGCUCCUGUUGUGCAACAUCCAUUAUUGCCAGGCAGCUUAAGAAAAUAUAUGACAGAUUGUAGCUGAAAGAGUCUAUUUUUGCUAGCUGGGGUUUUGCUGGAUCUGGUUGGCAA
Molecule: messenger RNA, 2220 nt
Organism: Pyrgilauda ruficollis (rufous-necked snowfinch)
Lineage: Eukaryota; Metazoa; Chordata; Aves; Passeriformes; Passeridae
Gene: COCH
Product: cochlin
Exons: 11
Coding region: 14-1657 (547 amino acids)
Source: RefSeq, a predicted model, not a curated record